Messenger RNA from Carica papaya (papaya), 526 nucleotides. NCBI's taxonomy places the organism in Eukaryota, Viridiplantae, Streptophyta, Magnoliopsida, Brassicales, Caricaceae. The record is from RefSeq and is a predicted model, not a curated record.
GUGCGGAGAGGUGGUUGGCGUUAUCUGGAUACCGGGCAAGUGCUGAUUGAGAGUGCAUGCUCUGUGGACAGGGUGGAGGAAGCUGUAAGCACAUUGCUACCGAUGCUUCCAGAGAUACAAUAUUUUCGGUUCAAUCCAGUUGAUGAACGUUGUGAUAUGGAGUUGGAUGAGACUGAUCCAGCAGUCUGGUUGAAGUUGGAAGCUGCAAUUGAGGAAUACAUCCAGAAUAAUUCUCAGGCAUUCAAAAAUGCUUGUGAGAGAUUAGCUCUACCUUUUCUAAAUGAUGAAAGGUUGUCGGAGAAUUUGAAAUCUCAGUAUUUUUCAAAGGGGAAGGUGUCAAAUACAGAGAAGGGUCCUUCUUUAGGUUGGAGGCGCAAUGUGCUGCUUGUUGAAGCUAUGCAUAGUCCUGAUUCAGGAAGAGUUAUACACCAUGCACGGGCGCUUGAAUCAUUUUGUACAAGUAAUGAAUAAGUUAUCUCUACUGCACGGGGCAUCUGGAAAUUGAGCUAACACAGCACAGCAUUUC